UCCAAACAGCGGCAGUGGUGGCGCUCGCAUUUUUUUUUCAGCUCCGCGGAAGGAACGAAACCCAACCCAAGCGAGGCAAAAGCGGCGGCGGCGGAGGAGGAGAGGAGCAAUGGAGAGGGCGGUGCCGGUGAGGAAGCCGCACACCUCGACGGCGGACCUGCUCACGUGGUCGGCGACGGGGCCCGACGCCGCCGCCGCCGCGGCCUCGCCGGUCGCCUCCUCCCGCCCCAGCCUCAAGGGUGCGUGUGGGUUGUUUGUGCUGGUGUUGUGGUGUGAUGUCUGGCGGCCACAGCCGGCCGGGGGGAUCACGCCGGCGAUGUUCGGCGCGCCGGUGAGCGAGAAGGAGGCGGAGGAUCUGAGCAAGAGUGAACGAAAAUUUUGCUCGGGCUCAAAGUUAAAAGAAAUGACUGGAAGUGGGAUAUUCGCUGAGAAUAGUGAAAAUGAUGAUUCAGAGGCUUCAAAUCCUGCAAACAAAACUUCUGUAAGGAUGUAUCAGCAAACUGUAACUGGAAUAAGCCAAAUCUCAUUCAGUGCUGAUGGAAGUGUUUCUCCAAAGAAGCCAUCGUCAUUACCUGAGGUGGCUAAGCAGCGAGAGCUUAGUGGUACACUGGAGACUGAUGCUGAGGCUAAAAUGAAUAAGCAGCAUUCUGAAGCCAAGAGCAAGGAGCUCAGUGGGAGUGAUAUUUUUGGUCCUCCUCCAGAGAUCCCUGCAAGGCCAUUGGCUGCUCGCAAUAUGGAGCUGCAAGGAAAUCUAGAUUUUGCACUUCCACAACCGAGAAGCGUCCACACAUCAGUGAAAGUAUCCAAUCCUGCUGGAGGUCCAAGCAACAUCACGUUCAGUGAGGAGCCUGUAGUCAAGACGUCAAAGAAAAUCCAUAACCAGAAGUUCCAAGAGUUGACAGGCAACAACAUCUUCAAAGAGGACGCUACCCCUGCAUCAGCUGAGAAAUCUCUGAGCUCAGCAAAGCUGAAGGAGAUGAGCGGCAGUGACAUCUUUGCUGAUGGAGCGGCAGCUCCCCGAGACUAUCUCGGCGGUGUCCGCAAGCCCCCUGGUGGCGAGAGCAGCAUUGCACUGAUCUAAUCGCCGCAGGCUGCCCUAAUCUGGACUGGCUACUUUUACCCUCAUCGCUGAAGUCCGUGGCAUGUGCUCUUCCUGGACCCUGGUUCUUGAUCAUGGUUGAGAGCUGAUAUCUUGGCCCUGAUAUCAUCUAGAGUCAGCAGAAUCUGACUCAGCUUAUGUGUUGUAAACUUGACUUAAUCUCAUCUGUCUUAUGGUACUUAUGUAUUAAUCUCCUUGGACUGAGACUGAAAUAAGUUUUAUUGGUUCAUUUUUGUGAGCUCAUGGUAUCAUCAGGAAAUAAUGUCUGUCUUGUAUCAAAUUAACUUAUUUGUGAGUUAUGCAAAAGAUAACGAAGGUAUCUACAAUACCAUUUCCUCUUAA
Messenger RNA from Oryza sativa Japonica Group (Japanese rice), 1441 nucleotides. The record is from RefSeq and is a predicted model, not a curated record. Lineage: Eukaryota; Viridiplantae; Streptophyta; Magnoliopsida; Poales; Poaceae.